AUGUACGAAUUUAGCUCUGCAUUCCUUUUCAAAAAAGAGCUCAUCCAGGAAUCAGAAGAUCCUUUCAAAACACAUUCAGCUACACAUGUCCUCAUCAAUGAAGUUAAUAGAAAACUUCCUAUAUACAGGAACCGAGACGGAUACAUUCAAUUCGAGGAUCGCGUCGAACACAUGCAUAGCGUCCUUGAACGACUCAUCAACUACCAAAAAUGUGUAAGUGGAGACUUGAAAGAAUUUAGAAGCCACCCGCGGCGAAACUUGGAAGGAUGGGACUUUAGAGACCUGGCGACAAAUCACGAUCCCCUUCAUUCUCGCGUAACGAUGCUAGCCCCUGAAGGCAAAGGAUGGGUUGACUUCGUCAGAGCUACACAUACAAUAACACUGUUUGGAAGCGGUUUUGGUGAUUUAAUUCAGACCACUCCAACAAAGAAUUGCAAGUACUGGUCUCGCCUUCCUGAAAAUAAAUACUACCUUGCAGUCGCCAUCCCCGAUUUGAGAAGAAUACUAGAAAUCCAUGGCAAAGAUAACGACAGAAGUGUUGAGAUCGCCGAAGAAAUUAUAUGGCACAGCCCUGGAGAGCUUUUUCCAUCUUGCCAAUGCAAAACCUCACUAACAAAAGACCAUUGCGAUCCGGUACAGACGCUUUUCCCCGCCAAACUGGCGGCCAUAUUACUGCCUAGGGAUUCUCUACCUUUGAAAAACCAUGGUGCUUUUAUCUUCGGAUACAAUCCUCUUUUCGAUUGGGUUUGGGGGGACACGGGCGAUCCUCAGGAGACGGGAAGUUCAGUGUCUCUACAACCUCUUAAGCAAGCGGUUAAUAACGACGAUACAAGGACAAAGUCGACACCGUCAACGAAAGUAUCGAUAAUGAAAAAUCCGUCAGUUCACCUCUCCAAAACAUUUCUGCCGUCUCAGACAAAUAGAAGAGCAACAAAAACUUGCGUCCAAAAGCAGUACACCGUUGGCAUAAUCUGCCCCAUGCCCAAAGAGCUUAUGGCUGUCCGGAUAUUGUUCGACGAAUACCACAAAGACGUAAAUACUGCAAAAGAAGACACCAACCACUAUACCCUGGGUCGAAUAGGAUGCCACAAUGUUGUGGCAACCUGUCUUCCGUCUGGAAUAUAUGGAACGAAUUCUGCUGCUGUUACAGCGUCGUGUAUGAAAUCCAGCUUUCCAAAAGUCAGGUUCUGCCUUUUAGUAGGCAUUGGGGGCGGCGUGUCUUCUGAUAAGAACGAUGUACGUUUGGGGGACGUUGUUGUCAGCCAUCCAGAACGCAGCUUGCCAGGGGUGAUCCAGUAUGAUCUUGGCAAGGCGCUUCAGAACAACGUUUUCGAGUUGACUGGUACAUUACGGCCGCCUCCGCAGGUCUUACUGAGUGCCAUUAGUCACCUAAAAUCAAAUCCAAAACCUGAUGGAUCUCUUAUCAAGUAUCUGAAGGACAUUGAGAAGCGCAGAAAGGAGUAUCGCCGCCCUAUUCAAGAUCAGGGUCAUUGUUUUGGGACGACAUCUGGAGACUCCACAGCGAAGAAAGCAUCUCUUAAUGAGGUCAGUAACGAAACGGGAAUUCGGCUUAGACCAAAUCACCCAGUGAUACAUUACGGGCUCAUCGCAUCUGGUAACCUCGUCAUCAAAGACAUGCUUACCAGAGAUCGACUGGCAAGCGAGUACGGCGCGAUUUGUUUUGAGAUGGAGGCAGCAGGUGUUAUGAAUGUGUUGCCGUGUCUAGUGAUUCGAGGAAUUUCUGACUAUGCAAACUCCCAGAAGAACGACAUUUGGCAAGAAUAUGCCGCAGCUGCCGCAGCUUCGUAUGCCAAAUUACUUCUAUGUGUGGUGAAGCCCGCUUGA
Trichoderma atroviride IMI 206040 is the source of this 1845-nucleotide messenger RNA. RefSeq lists its product as uncharacterized. Gene Ontology annotation, biological process: nucleoside metabolic process. The record is from RefSeq and is a predicted model, not a curated record. Lineage: Eukaryota; Fungi; Ascomycota; Sordariomycetes; Hypocreales; Hypocreaceae. Gene Ontology annotation, molecular function: catalytic activity.